GCGCCUGCGCGGCACCGAGUACGGGAGUGCGGCUGUGCGCCUGCGCGUCACCGAGUACCGGCGGGCAGUUUGAAUUUCGCUCCCGGAGCCAGGUCUCGAGAUCCUACGCUUCCGACCGAGAUUGGGUGGGGGAGGGGGCGGCGUCUCGGCGCCUCGCGACCCCACUGCGUAGGCCCUUUCCUCCCGGACCCGCACGAGAGGCUUAAAGGAUGGCCUCAGAUCUGGAACAGUUAUGCUCUCAUAUUAAUGAAAAGAUUGGCAAUAUUAAAAAAACUCUGUCAUUGAGAAAUUGUGGGCAAGAACCUACCUUGAAGACCAUUUUAAAUAAAAUAGGAGAUGAGAUCAUUGUAGUAAAUGAACUUCUAAAUAAAUUGGAAUUGGAAAUUCAGUAUCAAGAACAAACCAACAGCUCCCUCAAGGAACUCUUUGAAGCUCUCGAAGAAGAUUAUAAAGAUGUGGAGCAUCUCAAAGAAAACAUCCCUCCCCAUUUGCCUCAAGUAACAGUUACCCAGAAUUUUGUUAAUGGCUCAGAUCUAGACCCUGAAGAACCGGUCAAAGUUGAGGAACCUGCACCCGCAAAGAAGCCUCCCAAAGAACAAAGAAGUAUUAAAGAAAUGCCAUUUAUAACUUCUGAUGAGUUUAAUGGCAUUCCUGCGUACAUGAAAUCCCGCUUAACCUAUUGUCACAUUAAUGAUGUUAUCAGAGAAAUCAACAAGGCAGUUGUUAGUAAAUAUAAGAUCCUACAUCAGCCAAAAAAGUCUAUGAGUUCUGUGACCAGAAAUCUCUAUCACAGAUUUAUUGAUGAAGAAACGAAGGAAACCAAAGGUCAUUAUUUUGUAGUGGAAGCUGACAUAAAGGAGUUCACAGCUUUGAAAGUCGACAAGAGGUUUCAUGUGAUACUGAAUAUUUUACGACACUGCCGGAGGCUAUCAGAGGUCCGAGGGAAAGGGCUUACCCGAUAUGUUAUAACGUAAAGUCCUUGUGAGCUUUCGAACCAGCUAACAGAGUUUAGAGGCUGUUCCUAUAGUUUCCUUACAUGUAAUUUUUUAAUAUAUAAUUUUUUUAGCUUUUUCAUUUUCUUUGUUUCUUCUAAAAAUAAAACAUGUAUAUUUUAAAAUCC
This is a messenger RNA of Cervus elaphus (red deer), 1120 nucleotides long. RefSeq names its product spindle and kinetochore associated complex subunit 1 (gene SKA1). Gene Ontology annotation, cellular component: spindle microtubule; mitotic spindle; outer kinetochore. Gene Ontology annotation, biological process: cell division; regulation of microtubule polymerization or depolymerization; mitotic cell cycle. Bases 210 to 974 code for a protein of 254 amino acids. Gene Ontology annotation, molecular function: microtubule binding. The transcript has 7 exons. The record is from RefSeq and is a predicted model, not a curated record. Lineage: Eukaryota; Metazoa; Chordata; Mammalia; Artiodactyla; Cervidae.